This is a messenger RNA of Lactuca saligna, 429 nucleotides long. The record is from the annotation of a GenBank genome assembly. NCBI's taxonomy places the organism in Eukaryota, Viridiplantae, Streptophyta, Magnoliopsida, Asterales, Asteraceae.
AUGGAUGAUGAUCAGCAAGGGGUACACUUCUACCAAGCGCUAGUGGCUCAAGGAGUUCUUGAGGAGGACCCUGAAGAAAACCCCGAAGGGGGCCCUGCCAUGGGUCAACAGGUGGGACCCGAAGUGGAACCGGGAAAGUAUGUGGUAACUGAUUACGAAUACGACGAGUCUGACCGGGAGUCAGAUGAAGGAAAGGAUGUUGAGGAGGCGUGCAAUGAACCCCACCUAUCGAAAGCCCCAUCAGAUCCACACAUGGUUCAGAGGGGUGAUGCAUACCAUUUACGCUCUCUUGAGGAAGUAAUAACAAAUCUCAAGCGUCAACUCUUUAUGACCGAAGCAAGGGCUGUACUAGCCGAGCAAAGGGUUGAGGUAAUCACCCAAGAGGCAAAUGAACUGGCUGAACUUCUGAUACGUCAGCUCGACGAUUGA